CACCAACUCCAUUUCAUCGGUUCUCUUUCGUUAACUUUAUCGCCAUCUAUAGAUUCCAAGCCCCGCCGGUGGUCUGUCCUCUGUCUGAAAACAAGGUUCAGGCAUCUAUAGCCCAUACUUUCGCCAUUUUCUGGACAAAAGCUCGGGGGAAUAAAUCGGAAUUCGGGCGCGAGAUCUGUGUGUCGGGGCGGCGUGAGAGGCGAGAGUCGUCGGGAUGACCAUCCUACCCAAGAAGAAGCCGCCGCAGCAGGCGUCGGGCUCGGCGGAGGUGGAGGGCGGCGAGGCGGCCGCCACCUCCACCCACCAGCACCAGAUGCCUAUGGGGUCUCUGCCCAACCAUAUACAGGCUGGGGAAGGGACGAGCCGGGGCACCUUGUAUUUAUCAUCACAGUCACCACCCCCUUGCUGGCCCCCCCCACCUCCCACGUCAGCACCCCGGGAGGAGAAGCGCCCAUCCCACGCAUCUCCCUCACAUUUUGAAGAUACGCAUGAGAGUGGCCCGUCACACAGUAAGCGCCGCUACCGAGCCAGCCCCCUCAGAAAUGUGCGUCCCAAACACCGCGACCAUAGAGACCACCGGGGCAGUACCUCACCACCUUACCCGAGUACAAGUAGUGGGUGGAGCGUGACACCUGUCAACCACCCCCACCCCCAUCCACACCCUCACCCCCAUCCACAUCCUCACCCCCACCCCCACCAACACCCUCAUCCACAUCCUCACCCCCAUCCACACCCUCUUCCCAUGUCCAGCUCCAUCACUCCUGCCCUUCCCCCGGCUCUCUCCCCGCAGGCCGGGCCAUCACAACCCCCAGAUGAAGAGGACAAUGACCACAGUGGCUACAACAGUGGCGAUGAAUAUGAGCCGUUUGGGUGGAACCUAACUGCAGAUCAGUGGGAAGAGAAAGAGCGAAGGUUUGAGAAGAAAAUGAAAAAGAAGGGUCUGAUGAUCAAGAAGAUGCGCGAGGACGGUGCCUGUCUCUUCCGUGCAAUUGCUGACCAAGUUUAUGGUGAUCAGGAUAUGCACAGCAGCGUUCGAAAACACUGCAUGGAUUAUAUAGCCCUAAAUGAAGACGCUUUCGCUCCCUUUGUAUCCGAGAACUUCCAGACGUACGUCCAAAGGAAAAGGCGCGACGACUGUUUUGGCAACCAUAUAGAAUUAGCAGCUAUGUCAGAAAUGUAUAACCGCAUUAUUGAAGUAUAUUGCUACAGUGUAGACCCAAUAAACAGUUUUCAGGGCAGCCUCCAAACAGAUAAUGAACCUAUUCGGUUGAGUUACCACAUGGGGACACACUACAACAGCCUCGUGGACCCCUUCAAGGCCACAAUUGGUGUAGGUUUGGGCCUGCCGGGCUUCCAGCCAGGCCAGGCAGAGAAGAACCUUAUGAAGGAGGCAACCAGGCAGAGUGAAAAUGUUCACCUGGAGCAGGCUAUGUUGGAGGAUAAGAUCAGAGCUACGGAUUUUGAGGCCACGAGUGAAGCUAUAGAAGAGCAGGUGGCACGUGAGAGUUACCUCCAGUGGCUACGCGAAAAUGAUCAACGCUCCAAAGGCCAGCACUCCCCAUCAUCACCAUCUGGCUCCAGCUCCAGUGAUCGUUGUACUCGAGGACGCACCUCACCCCUCCAUCAGAGCUCUCAGGCAGAAGGAUCGUCAGAAACUUCUCGUAGCUCUCCUCGUUCUUCCCCUUGUGCCACCGAGCUGGCUAGAUUAUCACCUCGCAGUUCCACAUCGCCUCGUGGUUCCACAUCACCUCGCGGCUCCACAUCACCGAGGGGUUCAUCCUCACUCCGCGGAUCGUCAAGCUCAAAAGAGACGAGCUCCGAACCUGACCAUGACCCAGCAGUUCCUGGUUCCUCCAAAGACCCGAUGCCUUCUUCCUCGGGAUAUUCCUCCAUAGGAGAAUUCACUGUUAAUGAGAGAGCAUCUUUCCUAAAUCACCUCCCUCCUAAUAUAUUUGGGCUAUCGGAAUAUUCAAAUGCCGAAGCAGACAUUCUUGCCCAGGUACUGGCAGCCAGCCAGCAAGAAUACCUCGAGUCGCUCAAGUGCAGGACCAAGGAUGACAGUUCAGAUUCAUCAUCUUCCUCCUCCUAACAGCUCAUUCUAUAAUAGAUGAUAUCGCCAUUUUCAAGUGUGCAUACGUUGUCACUUUAUUGUCAAGUUCACUCUACGUGGCACUUGUAUUGGCAAUGCAAGGUUGCCUUUGUAUCUAACUUGAUAUAUGAUAGUAAUGUAUGCACUUAUACAUAUAUACAUACAUACAUACAUACAUACAUACGUACAUACAUAUACAUACAUACAUACAUACAUACAUACAUACAUACAUACAUACAUACAUACAUACAUACAUACAUACACACACACCACACACUAUAAAACAAGCAUUUCCAUGUAAUCUUACUUUAUUUUUAACUGUGUUUUGAUUGCAGUUAGUAUAGUGCAUUGAUUUGUCAGACAAGAGUGACAAAGUGGCUUCACCAAAGUUGACACAAAUGGCUAGCAGUAAUCUCAGCAAUAUGUACAUAGUCACAUCCAUCGUCAUUAGUUAAGGCUGCUCGUGCUGCUUGUGCUCUCCUCCACGUCACUGGGAUAUGUCAAGUUCAUAUUGGACUUGUUUAGUUCCGUUACUCUCGGCUAUUAUUAUACUUGCAUAAAUAAGCAUUUAAUGAUUUACCAUUACUGGAAAAUAAGUAUACAUGAUGACCCAAAAGAAAUAUCUAGCAAUUAUCUUGACUUAGAAUUAACAUUGAUAGACAUAAUGUGUGGAUAGUGCGAGAGGGAGUGGGAGCUGGCCAUUUCUUCCUUGUGUUGUCACCGGCCAACGAAGAGAUUUUGUGAUAGCUAAGCAAUCAACCAGUGUCUUACCGGUAUCAAGUUUUAUGACAAAAAAUAAGCCCUCAGCUUUGUAGUAAAUCAAAUGCAUUUGAAUUUUGCAUGUGGAAAUUAAGGAGCCAGGUUUCAAUUGAAGACUAAAUGAUGGUUGUAAGUCUUGUGAUAACCUACAGGUUUUUUGUUAAAGCCUCGGACGCAGAUACUGUACUUCGUUAAGCCACUAUCUCCUCAGAAACUGUUCUCACAUUAUUACCUGCUAAAUUAUUCCUCUGGUUUCAUAGGUUUAGUUCCAGUUAUUAAUAAGCUAAAUAUUUAUCGAGGCAAAAUUUGAAUCUUGAGGCGAGUUGCACAUAUAUACAGUAUCUGGCAAGUGGCAGCCUGGGCUCAACAGAAACCCUGUACCACAUGUCUUGGUUGUUGGAGUUGGCAGCAUGUGUUGUCUUUAGCCUUGUGUGUGUGUGUGUGUGUGUGUGUGUGUGUGACUGGGGAUGAGUACAAACUGGCAAUGAAUUAUAGCAUUGUAGUGCUUUGGAAUUUGCAUUCCUCUGCCUCCACAGUGCUGUGUCCAUCCUUGCCUAGAGUGGCCCAUGCAGAAUCUUCCCAUCAAAUUUGGGAUUUUAGGAUAUUUGUAUAAACUGUGAUACAUUUCCUGUAAAGAGCAAGUCUGUGAGGCUGGCUUUUGUUGAUAUUUGAGAGCUAGGAACACACAACUGAACUGUGUGUGUGGGUGUCAGAUAAAUUUGUUCAUAACUAACAGCACAAUGAGCAAAAAUAAAAUUAUUGUAUGCCAUUGCUGAUUAUACUGAACUUUGGGUAAUAUUAGACUCAAUAUGGAAACUUUGACAUUUCAUAGGCAAGAGUUAGCUUUCACUAGUAAUUACUGCAUAUUAUCAACUUUACCAGGAAUCCACAUCUUUUUGUGUCAAAGCAAGCUUGUAUGUUUAGUAUAAUGUGUGAAAAGGAUGACACUUACUUGGCCAAGAAAAUACAAAAUAGCUCUCUUUCUACUUGCAGAGGCUGUUAGUUUAGUGGGAUUUCCUCCUUUUUAAUAUCAAAAAAUUAUUGUGUACAUCUUGUUAUUUCUCUCUGUUAACACGUUGAUUUUUUAAACAGACGUUCAAAGGUAAAUGUCCAAAUAAUUUCAAAUAUCUAGAUAGGCUGUAUUUGAUGGGAUGCAUUUAAUAUAGGAGGCAAACAUGUUUUGUGCCUCGGAGUUCUCCCAUGAUCCGUCAUAAAGUGGAAACAUAUUUUUAGGGUAGGCACUAUGUAUAUUAUAACUUAUUUGUAUCUAACAUAAGAGUGUUGAUUAUUCGUUAUUGAUAACAUGAUUACAAAUAUUUGAAAAAUAAAGUGAUUGCCAAAUGCUCUUUUUAAGUGCCAGCAAAUUUGUCCUUAUUAAUGUCAGACCUUGAUGAUGAUUGGCUUCUGACUCCUACUAUUUGUGAAAUAAAUUUAAAACAAGAUAAUGUGAUUAGAAGAAAAAUGUAUGAUAUCCAGCAUGCAUACUGCAAAAUGUCUCUUAUCCGAGUCGUUUCUUCUCAUAGUUUGGUCCAACACGACCUGUGCAUAUUCUACCUCGGCCACUAGGCAUAUGCUGUUCCCUAAACCAGAUUCAUCAAUACAGGUUGUGAUACAUCCUGUCAUAUUUUUCCAUGUUAGUCCCCAGUGCACAAAAUGGUGUCAUGCUUGCAUUUACUUUUUUUUUUUUGUCUGUGUGUGUACCUCAUAGCAACUUUACUCAAGUUAUUAGCAUCUUCCCAUAAUUGUUAUUCUUGGGCCUCUCCAUCUUUUGAUCUGGUUUUUGAUUCACUCAACCUCUGCAUUACUUCUUUAUAUCCUCCCACUUUUGGAGUCAUAAUAAAUUUACCUUUUGUAUGGCAGCAAACUUGCAUUUCACUGAGAAAUGCUCCACUCGUUCAAUACAGGUUGGGAUAAGGGUCCAACACAUCAGCAAAAAUGUACUCCUCAUUACUGUGUCUAAAUUCUCAUAAUUUCAUAUUGCAUUCAUGUGUUAAAAUAUAUGUACCACCCAAAUUUCCUGUACAAGGCAGUGUAUAUUACUUAUGUAAGAUGGGAUUUUCAAAGAAAAUGAUGAACUUGCUUAAACACAAUUAUUAUAUGCUUGAAAUUUUCUGUUUUACUGUUGUCAUUGACAAUGUCCCUUCCUUUUACCACCAUUAAACCCUGCUUUCCUGUGGCACCAUUUGCAUUUUUAGUAUUAAAGCUCAAUUUUAUAAAUUGCACAAUGGCAUUACUGUGAUAUUUCAUUUUUUAUUCAUUUUUGUUAUUUUUUAACCAACUGACCAAAAUUUUAUCUUUCAAGUACAGUAGUCAGUUUACUUAUGUUUACAUAAUUCUUUCAUGUGUAAGUUGUUUUGUAACUGUUUCUAACUGUUGCACAUUCCCCUCAAUAUAAAUAAAUUAUUUACAGGGAAAAACUUUUAAUCAACAUGUUAUCCAUCAUUGGUUUAAUUUCUAGAUAAACCUUUUAAGGAAGUCUCUCAACAGCACACUUAUAAUUUAAAGUCUUCUGUAAUACCAUGAUUUCCCUUACUUUAGCUUUUCUCCAAAGCUCUCUAUAAAAUCUCAAAACAGUUGGUUGAGGACCACCACCAUGUAUCGGAAUAAUUUUAGCAUAUUCUCAAGCUCUAAAAAUUAUUUCUACAUCACAAUAGACAUCAUAAACUACUGCAUGCCUCUUAUAUUGCAUCGUCUGGCACCUAGCACCAACGUGCACGAUGCUCACGGCAUUUGUGAAGUUUGUGCCAUGCAUGAUGCUCACAGUGUUGUGGUGAUGAUGAUGAUGGCAUACUUGAUGUUCACACUAUAAAUUUUGUUCAUAGCUUGCAGAAUGCUCACACCAUGCAUGAUAUUUGUAGUGUGCAUAACGUAUGGCUGAGAUAUAAGAUCCCAGAUGCCAAACAUUCAUCAUGCUGGCAAGAGGGGAUUACCUCAAAUGAAAUAUAAGAAUUAUGUAAAUGAUCAGGGGAAUAUAACAUUGUCCUAUUGAGGUAAGAGACAGAGAGUGAGAAAAGUAUGAAAAUGCAAAGAUGCUGGACUACAUUACAUUUGAGAUUUGGAUAAACCAGUAAAAUUAAGUAUAGAUGGAUGAAGUAAAAUGUAGAUUGACUAAUGAAAUCUUCCCUGUGUGAGGUAUUGUGUAUAUAGUAUUCACCUGCACUUACUGAAAGGAAUAGAAUCUUAAGUGCUUGUGUUCUGUCCAUAAACAACUAUAUGCCUCUUGUGGUACAACUUUUUGUGCCAUCCUGUCUUUGUAAUACUUCAGUCUUACCAUUAUUCUCAUCUCUCUGCUGUCAACCAAUAAUUGUCAUCCUGCUACUUUAAUUACAAUUUUCUCAUUCUUAUAUUCUGAUCCCACUGCUCUCAUCCCACUACUCUCAUCUUAAUACCUUCCCAGCAUCAUUUGCUACUCAUCCCACUAAUCUCAUUCCACUGCUCGCAUCCUACUGCUCGCAUCCAACUGCCUGUACAGUACUUGUAUACCACUAUUAUCAUCCCACUAUUCUCAUCCCACUACUGUACUUGCAUCCUGCUACUUGCAUCCCACUUUAUUCAGCUUUGUUCUUUGGAAAUUAUUCUCUCGUCUUCGAAAGUAUACGUGAUGGUAGGGGACCCCAUACUAUAAACUACUCAUGUAUGUUCCCUCGUUUAUUUCUUGUGCAUCCACUAUUUUUUUACUUCAUUGUGACCUAGCACGGUAGUCAGAAUAGUGAACAGCUCUGGGAUGUAUCUCAACAUAGCAGAACACUAGGGACUAUGUCAUGUAUCCCAGCAUGGCAGGACACGAGACCAUGUCAUGUAUCCCAGCAUGACAGGACACGAGACCAUGUCAUGUAUCCCAGCAUGGCAGGACACGAGACCAUGUCAUGUAUCCCAGCAUGGCAGGACACGAGACCAUGUCAUGUAUCCCAGCAUGGCAAGACAUGAGUCCCAUGUAACCCAGCAAUGCAGGACACGAGACCAAGUCAUUUAUCUCGGUGACAUCUGCAUUGUCUUGCUGUCUUCACAAUUCAUCAUAUAAUAGAACAAGUUUGUGUGUGACAAAUAAAUGUAUAGGCAAGUUAAAAAAAAAAAAGUGAAGUGUUUGAUCACCAGCUUGCAUAACGAUGUAAAAACAAGCAAGACAAUUUUUCAGAAACUACAUCUAGCAGAGAGAAUGUAUUGAACCCAUGAGAAGAUUCAGUUAUGGAUAACACACUUAAAUAUGGAGAGGAACCUUGCUAAUUAGAUAAGGAUGAGGAAACCUUCUUUGCCUGUAAAACAGAAAAAACUAUUUUUAUUAAAUAUUUUGAAAAAAAACUUUAUAAAAGUCUAAAUACCACAAGUGACUUGGUGUGUUAAAGUGCAAACAGAUGGUAACUGAAUAACCUGUUGGCUAAUUAAGUCAAUAUGCAAAAUGCUUUAACAAGUGUCAUGUGUGCUCCUUGCACAAGCGCUUAAAUGUACAAAAGUGUUUAGUGAAUCUGACUUUAAAUAAGAUUCUGAAUGGGCUAUGUUUCUUCAAUGUGAGAUAUUACUUAUUGAAUAUGUGUACACAACAAAUUUAUGUUUAUUAUAGAUAACUGUGUGAUAAAAUACCAAGUACUUGUUGCUUACUUUGGAGAUGCAGCACUUCCAACAAAGAGGCAUUUGAUACAUAGACUAAGUUUGAUGAAUUAAGAAAUAUGCUCCUAAAGCCACAAGGAACAGUGUUUAGAUAAUUAAUGUAUGUUGCUUUGCAAAUGAAUCAAACUGGCAUACAGAUAUUAACACAGAAGUGAUUUAUUCUGAAGAGCAGGAACUGAAUUAACUGGGUAAUAGAGACUAAUACAUAUCUACCUAAACAUUUAAGCUUUAAAUUAAAGCAAUGCAUAUUGAGUUUUCAGCUUACUACUUAAGUACUCUUUCUGAACCAUGCAUUGACUUGGGUUACAGUGUUAACACAAUAAUUGGCCAUUUUUGUCAAUAUUGUUUUAUGUGUUCUAUAUAAACAUUGUAUUUGUUUUAGAGGCUAUCAGUGCUACCAACACAACAGCUGAGAGGUUGAGUUGAUGGUACUGUAGUCCAAACAUUGCUUCUAUAAACAAAAAUUAAGCUGGCCACACCAAAAAUAAAACUUUUAGAAAUUAAUUAUUAGGACCUGUUGUGCUACCUCAACCACUGUCACUACAUCAGCUAUCCAAUGGUGUCAAAUUCUAUUUCUUAAAGUACUCUAAUCACAUAGACGUUGAAAUGUACAGCAUACAGUCCUUGAGAGCUUUUCAUUAUAACUUUGCUGUGUGUGUUUUGUUCCUAAAUAGAGACAAAAUAGGUGAUCACAUGAUGUAUAGUGUUACGUUUGUAUUACAUGAGCAUUAACCAGGAAAGAAACCCUGUAAGGAAACAACCUAUUGCACUCAUAAUACAUAUCUAGUAGAGUGAGUGGUGGUUUAUCCAGAUAUAACCCUUUUGAUACUAGGGGUCUUCCAAGGGAUUCAAUGAAGCUUAUUUAUCUGUUGUAAUUUUUUAAUGCAAUGUUCAAUACUCUAAAUGCAAAAUUUUGAAUUGUCAGGAAAUUCAAUUUGUACCUUUGAAAGCAUAAAGCUGACACUUGGUGGGUGGGAGUGUGGUAUUUCUCAGCCAUGAACAGUGUGAUGUGUAUUCCUCAGCUGCAUAGUGUAUGUGGUAUUUCAUACCUGUGCACAUUGUGUUGUAUCUUGCUUGUGCAGUGUAGUAGUAGUAGUGUAUAUCUCAUCUGUGUAGUGGUGGAGUGGUAUCUCUCACUUGUGCAGUGUGUGGUCUCUCACUUGUGCAGUGUGUGGUGUGUCUCACCUGUGCAGUGUGUGGUGUGUCUCACCUGUGCAGUGUGUAGUGUGUCUCACCUGUGCAGUGUGUGGUGUAUCUCAUCAGUGUAGUGUGUGGUGUGUCUCACCUGUGCAGUGUGUGGUGUGUCUCACAUGUGUGGUGUGUGGUAUAUCUCACGUGUGCAGUGUGGUGUCUCUCACCUGUGCAGUGUGUAGCGUGUCUCACCUGUGCAGUGUGUGGUGUGUCUCAUCAGUGUAUUGUGUGGUGUGUCUCACCUGUGCAGUGUGUAGUGUCUCAUCUAUGCAGUGUGUAGUGUGUCUCACCUGUGCAAUGUGUGGUGUGUCUCACCUGUGCAAUGUGUGGUGUGUCUCACCUGUGCAUUGUGUGGUGUGUCUCACCUGUGCAAUGUGUGGUGUGUCUCACCUGUGCAAUGUGUGGCGUGACUCACCUGUGCGGAAUAUGACUUCUCAGUGUGUAGUAUGUAUGUAUCAAGCAUUGAACAUCAUGCUCUUAUAUGGCAUUCAUCAUACACAUUAACAUUCUUAAGAGAUGCUUCUAAUCCAUGGUCAUGGCAACAUUAUUUUUGUUUACUCAUCAAUAUAGAUAUUCAGAUUUUCUAGCAAUUAGCUUUCAGAAUAAUUUUUAUUUAUCCAUUGAGAAGAAUGUACUGGUACAAAAUCAAUCCAUGUACUAUAUUAGACUUCUUACUGUUUACAGUUGGUGGGUUCUGACCAUAUACCACUGACGCUCAUACUGGUUUCUUUCCCACCCAAUCAUUCACAUGAUUUGAAAAGCGUAAAAUUUGAAUUGUUUUUCCUAAGCAAAAGUGUUUAACCCAAGGCAGGCCACCUUACCUAUCGAAGCCAAUGCUUGUUAGUCAGAGAAAGCAUCAAUAUUAUGGUGCAUUUAAUUUCACCAAAAAGCCCUGGAAUUUUGAUGUGGUCAAUAUCAUCAAAAUAGCAGUGCAUUAAGUGUGAGGACAGGUUGAAUAGCCCAAACCACAUACCUGUGCCCACACAGAUACAGUAUACACACUCAAACACUCACACAUUAUAUAUAUGCUUGUUAGGCUUCUUUUCAUUGUAUCAACCCUCUAGUCACACAAAUUUAAUUCUCACUUUAAUUUUUUCACUCGUUGAGUUGUGCCCAGUUAUCAGAUGUUUUCCACAUGGAGGGCUAGUCGUAUGUGAAGGCAGUCUUCCUAAAAUGGGUAUUGCCACUACUCAUUCUUAAGUCCAAUUCCGGUACUCCAGACUUGUAUACCAUACAGCUCAUCUCUUGUCCUAAGACAAAUUGUAUUCGGUAGAAAAGACCAAAUUGACAGUACAAUACAUCAAUAAUUGAGAGAUAAUGGUUUAAUGUGAAAUCAAAUGGAAAUUGCUUCUUAUUAAUUGGUAUUGAAGAUGCUGUUUUCUCCAGAGAUCAAGAGCACUGACUGUGUAUGUUGUCAUGUUGGAUGACAGGACAUUUGUAUUUUUUUUAGGUUCAAAGGGAAUGGCUUAAUGUGUGUUUUCUUAGACUUUAAUUUGUGAUGCUGGUGAUGUUGCUGUCAUGUUUGAUCAACUUGAACCUCGCGUAAAAUGUAGAAAAAUUUCAAUGACUGAAGCGGAAACUUUUCUAAGUAAACAAGUGCAUUACUUCUUAAGAGUUAUUUUGUACUUGUACAAGAUCAUUGGUAUAUUGUACACUUAUAUUCAUGCACAACAAAUUUAGUAGAAUGGAACAGUGAAUUUAUUGAAGACUGUAAAAUGUAACUUUUUAAAAAGGAUUAAAUAAAAUAACUAAAAAAACUUGGUUAAAUCAAUGCUUCACAGCUAUGAACUUUAAUUUAAAUUUUUGCAUGAAAAUACAUUGUGCACAUGUAUUUGAUCUUGUAAUUUGAAUUAUCAAUAUUUUAUUUGAAACAUUGUCAAUAAAUGUGUCAGGACUUCCUUUGUCUGUUGAUAUCUUAAAGCAUGUGUGAAAAUGUUCUAUUUCCUUCCUGGACACUACCAUUGCGCAUAGCAUCUCUAAUUGGGGAACUUAAAACCUUCCUCUUGAGCCUUUACAAAAUCAUAUUGAAUACACUCAAAACUUGAGCAACAGACAUUUAAACAAUAUUAUUUAUCAUAACUUUUAUAUUUGGCUAAACAUUUUAUUACAGAUACAGUAACGUAGUGUAUAUUGUUUUAGUACAUGGUACAGUAGAAGGUCUUCACACAAGGGCAAAGGUCACAGAUCAUUUGUGUCAAGUGUACUGGUUUUAUAUGUUGUAAUCUGACAACAAAAUUGUUAUUGUUGUUAUUAUUAUUAUUAUUAUUAUUAUUAUUAUUAUUAUUAUUAUUAUUAUCAUCAUUAUCAUUAUAAUGAAGACGUUUAGAGAGGACUGUGUGCUGGAUGCUUACCAUACUAAAGUUAAGCUAAAGUCUAGGUUUUUAUUUGUUAUGAAAAAUCAAAAGAUGUGUAAUUCAUGUUUAGAGUUUAUUCAUUUAAUUGCAUUUUUACUGCAUUCUGAAUCGGUUAGUGUUUUGUGUUUUGAUUUAAAAUGAUAAAUUGUUUAUGCAAAUAUAUAUAUACUGUAUAAUGUAUUAUUCAGGUUUAUCCAUGACUUCUUAAAUAACUGUUAUACUGUACCUGUCAUAGAGAAAUGAUAAGACGAUGACUCCAUUUGGAGUUUGGCAAGAAGUACAUAAUGUCAAAGCUUUAGUUUUCAUUUUAAAAGCCAAUUAUAAGUGUAGGUUAGUUGCAUUCAUCUGCAUAGUAAACAGGUAUAUUAAUAGGCCUUAGACACUAAAUGUUAAGAUUUUGUGAUAUCCUUGUGUAUGAAUAAUAUGCCACAUAUCAAAAAUUGGUGUGUACAUUCCCACACAAGACAGUUACGGCUUACUCCAUUACUAGUGAUAUUAAAAGAUACAAUGGACAGGGAUUUCAAAAUAUGAUGCUGUUCUAUGCAUCUAAUUCCUGAGCCAAAUCUGGCAGUUUUCUGCUAGUAAUAUUAACAGGUGAACAACAUAAUCUUCUUAACUUCCACUUCUACAUCUUCAGCAGCUCCUUAAAUACAUAUAUAUAUAUGUACUGUAUAUAUAUUUUUUUGUUAAAUACCUGAGGACAUGAGUCAUGUGCAUUUGAAUGACAUGAAAGUCAUUUAGGUUUUAUAUUGUUGUGUGAAACCAAGAGUGUUGUGCAACUGUGAUGAAUGAAUAAGUUUAGUAUUGUAUUUUGAUUGUAUGUUGAGCAUGUCAUCUCUAAUGUAAAAGACAUUAUUCUGCUCAUGUCAUGCCAAAUAGAUGACUCUCCAUGCAUACUGUACAGUGAUCUUGAGAAUCCUUGCAGUUGCAUCCACAUUCCUCUCAUUGUGCAUUGAUGCAUUGUGCAGUAUUGUUCAUAUUAUUUAUGCUUCAGGAGAGUUCAUUGAAUCAAAUUUUGAAUGGCUUGAGAAUUCGUCUUGUGUGAGGGGAUACUUUUGCCUAUUAUUAUUAUAUCUAGUAUAAUUUAUCUACAUAAAUAAGUAAUGUGUGUACAGCAUGUAGUAGCAGUGUGUGAAUGCAAGAGUGCUUCCUGUGGGUUAUAAUUGUUUACAUGAAAGAAAUCUGGGAUAUGUGAACAUUUGAUCAUUGACCAAGAAUCCAGCUUUAUCCUGUGCUCAUUAACACAUUGAUUUUGUGGAGACAAAUUUUGGUCAGGUCUUCCCACAUAGUUUUCCUUUGUGUGAUCCACAUUAUACGCGCUAUAGUGAAUCUUUUGGAAGUAUGUAAUUCCAAAUAAAAAAUUCAUUUUAUGAGAUUAGAAAAUAGCUGGUGUGGUUAUUAUGACACGAACAUUUCAUCUCGACUGCUCGCAAGUUGAUGAGAAUCUAUAGACCAAGUGUUUUGCAAUGGUGCUUCAUAGGGCCAAUUUUAUAGAUAACUGUCAAGUGAGGACAAAUCCCACCUGGAGAGUUCUAGUUGUGUGAACUUGAAUAGCCAAAGCCCAAAUUACUCGAGUCACAGCCAAUAGCAAGCGCCUAGAACUGAAACGUUCCAAGCAUUUUAUCAUCCUCUUCAGAAUCUACAGAAUAUGGCCUUUAGUGUAUUAAGUGUUGUGCUACCUUUUAGUGACAUCUGUAUAAUAAAGAUCAUUGCAUCAUAAUAUGUAGUUUGUUAACUUAGACAUUAAUAAACACUCUAACUGAAAA
Messenger RNA from Procambarus clarkii (red swamp crayfish), 12764 nucleotides. Its product is annotated as OTU domain-containing protein 5. NCBI's taxonomy places the organism in Eukaryota, Metazoa, Arthropoda, Malacostraca, Decapoda, Cambaridae. Gene Ontology annotation, molecular function: cysteine-type deubiquitinase activity. The record is from RefSeq and is a predicted model, not a curated record. Gene Ontology annotation, biological process: protein deubiquitination.